AUGACUUCCACGGCCAGUCCCAAGCGUUGGUCUACUAUCUCUGCUUCUGCCAAUGCAGAAGCCGAGUAUAGAACUGUUUAUGACGACCCAAGUACAGCCCACGAUUGCGAUGGCGGCAUAUCUUGCUUAUGCCAAAAGCUGGCAUCCCAACCCUAUGGUCAUCCAUGGAUUGUGAGCCGCGCAGGGUAUCGCAAAUUCCUCACACAGCACCUUCAUUCAUACCUUCGAAACCCAGAUUUUUUUGAUAUGUAUACAUUCAACGAUCAUUAUGGCUAUGGCCAGCUUGAGAUGAUGCAAAAUCUCUUACUUGAUUUCGCCGACGCCGACCCUCUGUGGAGGGAACAGUGGGCUAUCGUGGAAGGGGCAGUUUUAUGGCUGCUGGAUGUAGAGUCGACUCCUAUGCUGCAGAUUGGCACCGGCCAUGAUCUGGUAGACAUUUUCGAUCUCAUCGGACGGAUGUUCGUGGCUAUGGUGGCGCGUUUGGAACGCGAAAACUUGCUCAGCGAAAUUCCCUCGCUUGGAGCUGUCAUGAGCAUGUUUGUCGGACUUUUCACCCGCUUACGCAAAUUUGACAUUGUCGAAAAAACAAGAAAGAUAACCGGUGCUUCUGACUACGAUGCACGCCGCCUUGCUAGCUAUGUGCUUGCCUACUCGAAGCAAUACAACAUCACACUUACGAGUUAUGUAGAUUCGGAGGCAUAUCAGGAAGAUUGGGGAGAAAUCAAGUUACCUACACCUACAAUGAACAAGAAUGAUCCGUGGGGUUUUUUCGGCGCGGUCAGGAGAUACCACAAAAGGCACUCCAAAGGAAUGGCCUUUCAUUAUUGUGGUUUCGUCGGGAUUGGUGGAGAUGCUCUAGAUAUCACGACCUGGAAAAGCGAUGAACGCUUAGCGAAGAGCCUGUCGAAGAAAGAUCCGCUUGAAAAAGAAGAUAUCGAUGCCAUCAAGCAAGGUUUGGUUUUGCAUUCUUCAGAGUAUGGCGACAUAGGACUUUUGGCCAAAGGAACUUUUUUCUGCGCCCUUCAGGUCAUCUUGGCGAUAGGACUCGGCUGUUUCACAGGUCUUCACAUGUCUGAUCGCUACACGUUUGUUCUCUUCUGCAUCCUCAUCCUUCGCAUUUAG
Molecule: messenger RNA, 1122 nt
Organism: Beauveria bassiana ARSEF 2860
Lineage: Eukaryota; Fungi; Ascomycota; Sordariomycetes; Hypocreales; Cordycipitaceae
Exons: 5
Coding region: 1-1122 (373 amino acids)
Source: RefSeq, a predicted model, not a curated record